Molecule: messenger RNA, 1557 nt
Organism: Penicillium cataractarum
Lineage: Eukaryota; Fungi; Ascomycota; Eurotiomycetes; Eurotiales; Aspergillaceae
Product: 3-oxoacid CoA-transferase
Exons: 2
Coding region: 1-1557 (518 amino acids)
Biological process (GO): ketone body catabolic process
Molecular function (GO): succinyl-CoA:3-oxo-acid CoA-transferase activity
Source: RefSeq, a predicted model, not a curated record
AUGCCUUCUCAAGUAGCAACCUGCCUGCGCAUGGCGCGGCAGUUCUCUGCUGACCCGGCCAAGCACCAGCGCUUCCUUGCUCGCAACUUCUCCAGCAGCGUCCGCCGGGCCGCGAUCAACAAGGUCUUCGCCUCCGCGGAGGAGGCCACCAAGGACAUGAAGUCCAACUCCACACUUCUGGCUGGUGGAUUCGGACUCUGCGGUGUUCCAGAUACUCUGAUCAAUGCGGUCCGCGCAAACUCUUCUAUCCAAGGCUUGACCGUCGUCAGCAACAACGCCGGUGUCGACGGAUCCGGUCUCGGCCUGCUCCUGCAGUCCAAGCAGAUUAAGAAGAUGAUUGCCAGUUACGUCGGCGAAAACAAGACCUUUGAGCGCAUGUAUCUGACUGGCGAGAUCGAGCUCGAGCUUACUCCCCAGGGUACUCUUGCUGAGCGCUGCCGCUCCGGCGGUGCGGGUAUCCCUGCAUUCUACACUCCCGCCGCUUUCGGCACCGUCGUUCAGACUGGUGACCUGCCUCUGCGCCACAACAGCGACGGCACUGUUGCCCUGUACAGCCAGCCUCGCGACACCAAGGUGUUCGAUGGCAAGAACUAUGUCAUGGAGGAGGCGAUCAAGGGUGACUAUGCUUUCAUCAAGGCCUGGAAGGCCGAUAAGCUGGGUAACUGCCAGUUCCGCUAUUCUGCGGCCAACUUCAACGGCGCUAUGGGCCGCAACGCUAAGAUGACCAUCGUCGAGGCCGAGCACAUUGUCGAGCCCGGUGAGAUUGAGCCUGCUGCUAUUCACCUGCCCGGUAUCUACGUCAAGCGUGUGAUCCAGAGCACCACGGAGAAGAAGAUCGAGAAGUACACCUUCGCCAAGGAGGAGGGUGCCGAUACCUCGGCGCUGGGUAAGGGUGACACCGCCAGCAAGCGCGAGCGUAUUGUCCGCCGUGCCGCGAAGGAGUUCAAGAACGGCAUGUAUGCCAACCUGGGUAUUGGUAUGCCUAUGCUUGCUCCCAACUUCGUCGACCCCUCCGUCGAGGUGACCUUGCAGUCUGAGAACGGUAUCCUGGGUCUGGGUCCUUACCCCAAGCAGGGUGAGGAGGACCCCGAUCUCAUCAACGCCGGCAAGGAGACCGUCACUCUCAACCCUGGUGCCUCCGUCUUCGGUAGCGACGAGUCCUUCGGCAUGAUCCGCUCUGGUCGUAUUGAUCUGACUAUCCUGGGUGCUAUGCAAGUCAGUGCCCAUGGUGACCUGGCCAACUGGAUGCUGCCCGGCAAGAUCAAGGGUUUCGGUGGUGCGAUGGAUCUUGUGUCCAACCCCUCUGCGACCAAGGUCGUGGUUACCAUGGAGCACACCGAUAAGAAGGGUAACCCCAAGAUCGUCAAGCAGUGCGAGUUCCCUCUUACUGGACCCGCCUGCGUUAGCCGUAUCAUCACCGAUCUCUGCGUCUUUGACGUUGACUUCACCGAUGGUCUGACUCUGAUUGAGAUCGCUGAGGGUGUGACCGUUGAGGAGGUCAAGGCCAAGACUGAGGCUCCCUUCAAGGUUGCCGAUGAUCUGAAGCCCAUGCUGUAA